Messenger RNA from Haemonchus placei, 453 nucleotides. Lineage: Eukaryota; Metazoa; Nematoda; Chromadorea; Rhabditida; Trichostrongylidae. The record is from the annotation of a GenBank genome assembly.
AUGGGGAACCAAGGGAGCUCCCUUUCUGAUAUGAAUCUUUUCUCCAAAGGUGCGGUCUUCACACGGGAGCAGCUGGAUGAAUAUCAGGACUGUACCUUCUUCACUAAAAAGGACAUAAUCCGAUUGUAUAAACGUUUCUACGCCCUGAAUCCACACAAAGUGCCUACAAAUAUGCAAGGAAGCCGUCCAUCAAUAGUCACCCUGUCAUUUGAGGAAAUUGAAAAAAUGCCUGAACUAAAGGAAAAUCCAUUUCGAAGAAGAAUCUGCGAAGUUUUCUCAGAGGAUGGUCGUGGAAAUUUGACUUUCGAUGACUUUCUGGAUAUGUUCUCUGUGUUUUCGGAAAAUGCACCGUUGCAGCUCAAACUUAAAUACGCUUUUCGUAUUUACGGUGAGUCAAGAAAAACGUUCGCCUUCAAGCAGGAAGAGCAACAUGUUUAUCUUAUUUGUAAAUAG